This is a messenger RNA of Macadamia integrifolia, 1557 nucleotides long. Its product is annotated as GABA transporter 1-like. The coding region runs from base 159 to 1508 and encodes 449 amino acids. The transcript is spliced from 7 exons. Lineage: Eukaryota; Viridiplantae; Streptophyta; Magnoliopsida; Proteales; Proteaceae. Gene Ontology annotation, cellular component: plasma membrane. The record is from RefSeq and is a predicted model, not a curated record.
GUCUCUUUCUGACGCCAUUACUCUUUGAAAUCCUCGACCUCUGUCCAGAACUCCAGAUAACAUAUCUUUCUCCACCGGUCACAUACACUUAUUAGACUUGGAACUCUCUUAUCUUUUCUACCAAAGCUUCCAGUCACUCCAAAUCUCCAACAACAAAAAUGACAAAAACAAGAAUAGAAGAGGAAUCCCAACUCGGCCCAACGAAAGAGCUAGAUGCCGGAGCUCUCUUCGUUCUCAAAUCCAGAGGAUCAUGGGUGCACUGUGGGUACCAUCUAACGACGGCGAUUGUGGGUCCGCCGGUCCUGAGUCUACCCUUUACGUUUGCGAUGAUGGGAUGGGUCCCCGGCGUUUUCUGCUUAGCAAUUGGAACUAUGGUGACCUUCUACUCCUACAACCUUCUCUCACUGGUGCUGGAACGCCAUGAAAAGCUUGGGCAGAGAACGCUUCGGUUCAGGGACAUGGGCACUACUAUUCUAGGGUCAAGGUGGGCCCGGUAUUAUGUGGGCCCAAUUCAGUUCUCGGUAUGCUAUGCUGCUGUUGCUCUUUGCAUUCUUCUUGGUGGGCAGAGCCUUAAGGCAAUUUACAUUCUCUCUACCACAAAUGAGAAGAUGAAGCUUUAUGAAUUUAUAGUAAUAUUUGGAGGCCUGAUGCUGCUUUUGGCUCAAAUUCCAUCCUUCCACUCCCUGAGACACAUCAAUCUUAUUUCAUUAGUUCUUUAUCUUGCUUACAGCAUUUGUGCUGUUGUUGGUUCCAUAUACAUUGGAAAAUCCAAGAAUGCAACACACAAGGACUAUUCACUGAAUAGUCAUGGUGCAGAUCUAAUGUAUGGUAUCUUUAAUGCUAUUGCCAUCACUGCUACCACCUAUGGGAAUGGAAUCCUACCUGAAAUACAGGCAACCAUAGCCCCUCCAGUCAAGGGGAAGAUGUUCAAAGGGUUAUGUCUCUGUUAUACAGUAACAACAACAACUUUCUUUAGUGUUGCUAUCUCUGGGUACUGGGCAUUUGGCAAUCAAGCUCAAUCAACUAUUAUCAGCAACUUCAUAGUUGAUGGAAAGCCUUUAAUUCCCAAGUGGUUUAUUUUGAUGACCAAUGUCUUCACUCUUCUACAAGUAUUAGCCAUAACUUUGGUUUAUUUGCAACCAACAAAUGAGAUUUUUGAGCAGAAAUUUGCUAAUCCAAAAAGCCAUCAAUUUUCCACCCGCAAUGUCAUUCCAAGGUUAUUUUUUCGGUCUCUUUCAGUGGUCGUCGCUACGAUCAUCGCUGCGAUGUUUCCAUUUUUCGGAGACAUUAUGGCCGUCAUUGGAGCAUUUGGGAUCAUACCUUUGGAUUUUGUUUUGCCAAUGGUUUUUUAUAAUGUGACAUUUCAACCAUCCAAAAGAAAUCCCAUCUUCUGGAUAAACAUAUCCAUUGCUGUAAUCUUCUCUGCAUUGGGGGUGUUGGGAGCAAUAUCAUCUGUUCGCCAAAUAAUUCUUGAUUCCAAAACUUAUCAUUUGUUUGCUAAUGUGUGAAGACGUUGGCGCCAAUAUAUGAAACUUUAAACAAUGUUGAAUGGUCAUC